GAGUCAAAGACCCCUCUUCUCCAAAACGUGAGGUUGCCGUACAUGCUAAUGCUAAUGCUAUUUCUGGUGGAAUCUUUUAAACGGGUCUUACUGUACGGCCUCAGCCCUGUCUCUCAAGCAUUGGGUGGCGACACUGCUCACCACCUCAACCUCAAGCGAGUAUGCUUUUAUUUUUGCAUCCCAGCGAGUGAGACCUCCGCGAUCGAUCUUCUUCACUUCACUUCACCCUCUCCGAAAAACCACCGUCUUAAAAAACAAAUAAAAAAAACUCCCAACGUAUUAAAUAAAAAGGUUUCGACUUUCGAGCAGUAAAAUGAUGUGAUAUUUUGAUCUUGAGAUAAGCGCUCGCUUGCUUUGCCGAAUCGCUAUUCAUCGCUUUAUUCGUUUCUCAAACUUUCUUGACUUCUCCAUUUCUUUGUUUUGGAAGUCGAAGAAGAAGAAGAAGAAGAAGGCUGCCUAGAAGCUUCAGAAAUCUGUGUUGACUGGUUGAAGAAGAGAAUCUCAAGGCCCGAUUUUUUCUUGAGACUUGGCCCCCGCGAUUAUCGGGAUAUUAGAUAGGGCAAUCUAUAAGAUAUUUUCCCUAAAAUGGCAACGCAGAAAGAAGCAGAGACCGCUGAAACCCUAGCGGCUGGUUUUACUGAACUGACCAAUCCCAAAACCCCCCCUGCUGAUAAUGGAAAUUUGGGCAGUGAUUGUGGUGUUCAAAAUGGGGACUCUGUGAAUGAGUUUGUUGGUGAUGGGAUUUCUCUUUUGGUACAAGUCCAUGGUACAUUGGAGACUGAGAAAGAGCAAUUGGCACUUAGAGGAAAUAAUUCUCCUGUUUUGAAGAACGGGGAUGGGGAUUCUACUGAGGAGAAGCCACAAACUGAAGCUAUUAAUGAGGAUGAAAAAUCAGGAAAUGAAGCUGAUGAUGAUGAUGAUGAUGAGAGAAAUGAUAGUGUUUCUGAACACACCUAUUCUGUAGGUGACUAUGUUUGGGGUAAAAUCAAGAGUCAUCCAUGGUGGCCUGGCCGGAUUUACGACCCAUCUGAUGCUUCUGAGUUUGCGGAGAAGUACAGGCAGACGGGUAGGCUCCUCGUGGUUUACUUCGGGGAUGGCUCUUUCUCUUGGUGCCUACCAUCGCAGCUGAAGCCCUUUGCUGACAACUUCGAGGAGAUGUCGAAGCAGAGCAGUAUUAGGAGUUUCCUUAAUGCGGUGGAUAAGGCUCUCGAUGAAAUUGGCAUGUUGUUGGUGUUGGGAAUGACUUGCCAAUGUAUACCACAAGAGCACAUUGAUGGACGUAGUUGGCCCCUGGCAAUGAACGCUGGAAUCAAGACGGGAGUUCUCGUACCAAAAGGAGACACCCGUACGCUUUUGCUUCCUAGUUAUGACCCUCGGCUGGUAGUUUUAAAGUUGAGGGAUCUUGCACGGACCACUUCUGUUCCCAGUAGGCUCGAGUAUGUUGCCCUGACUAGUUGGCUAUCUGCUUUCUAUAGGUCAAAAGGGGGUUGCCGAUUAUCUGUGUAUUGUGAGCCUGGUCUAAUUGAAGGCCUGGAGGAUAAGACCAGAAAUCAUGCUGUGGAUGGAACUGACCUCAAUGUUCCAAUUGAGGUACCUAUCAAGGGUCCCCUGGAAGACGAACAGGUUUCUUACCGAAAUACUGGCCCUAUAAAUUGUCCAGUGCUUGCUGAUGAUAAUCUUUACCACCCUAGGAAACAGAAAAGCGUGGCUGAACUAAUGGGAGAAAAUGUCAGGUCCGAUGUUGGAAAUAACAGCGAUGGUGGGGGUGUUGCUCAGGUUACUGAAACGGGUAUUAAGGAAUGUAGGAAGGAGACCGACUGCUAUAGUUCAGCUAAAAUUGCAAAGAAAAGGAGGAAUCCUUUGUUCAUUAAAUGCAGUGAAAAUGGUUCUCGGAACAAUGUAGGAGAGGCCAAAGAAGAAGCUGAAAAGAGUCCUGCUUCAAGGGAAAGGAAAAAGAGCAAGUAUCUAUCACCUCCAUAUACAAGCCCUAGGUGGAUUACUGGGAGGUCGAGUGCUAAGAGAGAAUUUGAAGCAGAAUCUGAAAAAAUUUCCAAAACUGCUAGAGUUGGCGAGCAGAUGAAGCCUGCUGCAGAAGAAGUCGUACCAGUUCCUAUUUCGGGCCAUAAUUCCGAGGAAAUGAAGGAAAAGGUUCUGGAACAACCUGAUGAUCUUGACAUGGAAACUCAAAUUGGCAAAGAAAAUCAUGAGAAGAUACCUGGAACCGUUUAUAUGAAUGCAUCUAUAAAUCAAGUCUUAACAGAGUUUCAAUCUACUGCCAUUGACCCUCUAUAUUCAAGCAACUCUGGAACCCUUGAUAUGGUUAGAGAAUUUAUUAGUGCAUUCAGGAAGUCGGUCUAUUUAAAUCGAACAAACUACAAGGUGCAUAACAGUAGGCAAUCUGGGAGGAAGAGAAAAUCACUGUGCUCCCCGAUAGAAAACCAUGUAGAUGUACCGAGUGCAACUAAUGCUAAGUCACAGCAACGAAGAAAGCGGACUAAACUGGCCAAGGCAGAGACAUCUGAGCUCAAGAAACCCGCUUCAACAUCUUCUGGGGAAGCAGAAGAUAAGGAAGCUACCAGAAAAUCCCUCAUCGUAACAUUUUCACCUGGCUAUCCUCUGCCAUCUAAAGAAGAACUUGUUAGAAUAUUCAGCAGGUAUGGUGACUUGAAUGAAAAGGAAACUAAUACCUUCUAUAAAUCUAACUGCGCUCAAGUUGUCUAUGAGAAUGGCUCUGAUGCAGAAGCGGCCUUCAAGAAAUCUGUUAAGCAAAGCCCAUUUGGCGCUGCCCAUGUUAACUACAGGCUACGUUACUCUCCACACAAGCAGGAUCCCAGAGUCUUGCUCGACUCGCAGUUGGAACAUGAUGAUGCUUUGGAGUUUGGUUCAAUCAAGCAGAACCUCAACAUUCUGAAAUCUAUGCUGAGAAAGUGUAAUGGAAAAAUAUCACAAGAGGAGAAAUUUGACCUGGAGGGUGAGAUCAAGGGACUGCUGGAGAAGGUGAGCACAAUGGAUGUUGUAGCCCCAUAAUAUAUAUAUAUAUAUAUAUAUAUAUAUAUAUAUAUAUAUAGUACUUAGUGCUACCUUUUUGUGUCAAUGAUGGACAUUCAAAUAAUCAGAUGACUUCUUAGACUCUUGUGUUGAAGUAGGGAUGGAUAGUUUAUUUAUAUAGGAUGGUAGAUUGGUAUAUGGCUUCAUGAACUUUCAGGACAGUUGUAACUAGUUUCAUAAGAUAUACUUUACUGCUCUUUAGAAGCUAGUUAUUAUUACUCUAAAAUGAUGGCUGUAAUGCUUGUGUGGUUUUGAAUCUUCUUCCCCUGAUCUAUUGAUGAGAUUCUCCCUUGUAGUA
Messenger RNA from Ipomoea triloba (trilobed morning glory), 3346 nucleotides. Its product is annotated as serine/threonine-protein kinase ATM-like. The transcript is spliced from 2 exons. The coding region runs from base 586 to 3027 and encodes 813 amino acids. The record is from RefSeq and is a predicted model, not a curated record. NCBI's taxonomy places the organism in Eukaryota, Viridiplantae, Streptophyta, Magnoliopsida, Solanales, Convolvulaceae.